Messenger RNA from Biomphalaria glabrata, 3312 nucleotides. RefSeq names its product aquaporin-2-like. Gene Ontology annotation, biological process: transmembrane transport. Gene Ontology annotation, cellular component: plasma membrane. Gene Ontology annotation, molecular function: water channel activity. Lineage: Eukaryota; Metazoa; Mollusca; Gastropoda; Planorbidae. Bases 577 to 1614 code for a protein of 345 amino acids. The transcript has 5 exons. The record is from RefSeq and is a predicted model, not a curated record.
GGUUCUCCGAACCACUUCAUCAACUCACAACGAGGCGGCGGGCAUAUAAGGCUGCGAGGUGUUCAUUCUUGCCUGACAUCUGUCUGUCUCAGAUCUCAGUCCGAAUCUUCACAGUUUAAAGUUUGGACUUAAACAACUUUGUUAAACUUUACCAAUUUUUUUGUCUAACUAUAAAAUUAUUUUUUUUCAUAUUACAACAUUGCAAGAAUAAAAAAGUAGAAAAGUUUUUUUUGUUCCGUUGUGACAAGAGAUUGAUUUUUUUUAAUUACAAGGGAUAUAGAUCGAUGCCAACUGGAAGAAAGAUGCAUGCAAGAAAACUUUGAUGAACUAGGUCUAUUUACGCCUGUCCGCGGCUUGAAAUAAAUCUACAAUAUUAACCACCUAUACAAGCAUAGAUAUUGGCUUCGAUUUAGUACAUUCAAGUAACGGGGAAAUAAAAUAAAGGAUAAUAUAAACCUGGAUUGGAUUCGAAUAAGUGAACUCGUUUUCUGCACACAAAUAAGUUCAUCUAUUUGACACACAAUUUCUACUGGACUUUAAGGCUCUGUCGCCAGCAUUUCGGUCCUAUCGCCAAUCAUGGUCGCACUUGGAGCAAUUUUCGGACUCGAAGAGGUCAUGCAAGUCCGAGUUCUAAAGAUGGCAGCCGCGGAGCUGUGCGGGGCGGCGAUACUGGUUCUCAUCGGAUGUGGCUCUGUGGGGACCCUGAGCCCCGGCGCAAGUCCGCCCACUAUGUCCGUUGGUCUCGCUUUCGGGCUGGCUCUGGCUUUGGCUAUAUGGGUCUUUGGGCAUACCAGUGGCGCGCACGUGAACCCAGCGGUGACCAUCGGCUUUCUGGUGACUGGACACAUGGGUGUCUUAAAGAGUGCGCUGUAUAUCGUGUUCCAGCUCCUUGGAGCCAUAAUCGGAGCCGGAAUACUUUGUUUGUCAAUACCGGAGCCAUGGAGAGGUGGUCUAGGUAGUACCACACUGGCAGAGGGGGUCGAACAGUGGCAGGGUUUCCUUAUCGAGAUGGUCACCACCUUUCUUCUAGUGCUGACUGUGAUGGCCAGCAGUGAUAGACUGCGAACUGACCACAGCGGGUCAACGGCACUGAGUAUCGGACUCUGUGUGACGGCCAAUAUUGCUUGGAGCGGCACUGUAACGGGAGGCAGCAUGAACCCAGCUCGUUCUUUGGGUCCAGCAGUAUGGUCUGGGAUAUGGGCCAACCAUUGGAUUUAUUGGGUGGCUCCCAGCGUCGGCGCCAUAGCAGCCGCCCUCCUGUACCAGCACGUGUUCUCCGUCAAGACGCAAGAGUCGGACUCCGGCCUGAGGUUCACCGACACUCCUGCCGGGAAGCGAGACAACUUUCUGGAGUACGCCAUCGACAUUGACAGCCCCGGGGGCAGCAGGAGGAUGGAAAGCCCGCUCCCUCACCCCAAGCUCAGCUUCUUGAUGGGCAAGUUCGGGCGCCAGAACAGCCGAAACAUAGUCCGCAUCAACAGCGUCCAGAGUAACGGGCCAGACAGCGGGAGCAACAUGAAUGACGAUAGCUCCGAGGCAGGCAGCACGCGUGGGCUGACCACCAUGAGCAAUGAGUGGGGCGUCGACAAAAGGUUCACCAUCACCAAAAUGUGAAAGGGUAAUAAUGGGUUGAACCCCCCUUUGUAAAAGAGUAACGGAGAUAAAAGGUCAAAGUUCACCAUUUACCUGAAGAAGAAAAAAAAAGGUAAAAGGCCAUGUGUUCACCAAUUCGGGUUUCUUUAAAUUGUCAUGAAUAUUUUGACCACUCCGUUUAAAGCAUAUGAAAAAGCACAAGGUCUUCGUAACAUUCCAUAGCAAUUGUCUGAUCUAAAUAUAUAGACAUUAUACUGCUAAAGCCUGACCUAUAUGUUUAAAAACAUUCCAAUGUUUUCCAUAUAAAUUAUGACAAAGUACCUAAUUCUUGCCUGGGAAGUAGAUAUACAACAUACAUUUCCUCUUUGCCACGCAAUACUGUCUACUAAUUGAAAAAGAGAAUGUCUUCGGAAUAGGCGCCAUAGCUCACCGAACUAUGAUUCAAACUAUUAUAAUCUUGUAGUGUUUGAAUCUUGACUAGUUAUGAACCAACAUCGAUCUUAUAUAUGUAUAUGUGGGAAGCGUGGUCGAGAGGCUAAGUUCGCUUGAACUUGGCUUGUCUUGGCUACCUAGAAGGGGGCUCGAGGUUCGACACCCGACUCGGGCAGAGUUGCGUUUACUGAGCGCCUAGAGGCAGCACGGAAAAUCAACUCUUAUAUACCCCAUUCCCCCCACUGGUCCACAAAUGAGAUUGGACCAAAGCGCUCUGAGCAUGCUGCUAGCAUGAAAGUAGCGCUAUAUAAAAGCUAUAAUAAUAUAAUAAUAAUGUAAUAACAAAUCUUACAAAUAUUGCGAAUGUGUAUUAAAUAGUAAAUGAAGGGAAUGGGCCUAGAUAAUUAUUUCUUAAAGAUUUUGCAACUUUCAUAAUUAUCAAUGCCAUUGUUAUGGGCUGUAAUAAAAAAAAAUAAUUAAAAAAUCUUAGCUUUUAUAUAGCGCUACUUUCAUACUUAUAGCGCUUUGGUCCAAUCUCAUUUGUGGACCGGUGAGGGAGGGGGGCAGGGGGUUUCUGUGAGAAGCUUUUCCGUGCUGCCUGUAGGCGCUCAGUAAAAACAACUCUGCUCGAGUCGGGUGUCGAACCUCGAGCCCCCUUCAUAUGAGACAAGCCAAGCCAAGUUCAAGCGUAUCACGCUUCCUGUAUAGCAUAUCAAACUAUGUGGUAAAUUUCAAACACUGACCGCCUAAUAAAGUAUAUUGAUGUAUCUCUGACAGCAUGAUCAGUGGAUGCUGUAUUUCGCGAUACCGUGAUUAUCAUUUCACACUGACCAGCCAAAGUGCAAAUUGGCUAAUCAUUUCGCGAUUAAUUUGAAGUACACAGGGUAUUGGUCAGACGCUACGGCCAUUUCCAUUCUGCGAACUGGCCACACUUCAGGUUUUGACCAUAACAAAUAUUACACACACACAAAAACAACAGUAUAAACUUUUAAUAAUUGUAGAACAAGGAUAUACUAUACAGGAAGGCUCAAUUUCUUCCUUGUAUACUGUAAUAAAGAACAGGUCAGAUAACUCCUGUUUUAAGUUAAGCCAUAUUAUUUGAUGAGUUGUGCUUCCUGAAACAAAAUAAUAGCAUUGUUUGUGUACAAUUUCCUGUGUAAUAUGUCUUGUUAAUUAUUUGUAUUUACGUAUUAUUGACCUCGAGAUUAAUUAACAUAUUGCCACUAUUAACCAUUAACCGACUGAUAUGUCCAUUCAUUGCAAGGAAGUUUUCUUAGUUUAUUUUAG